UUUGAAUGUUUCGGAUCGGCAACAUUGCAAAAAACGUUCCAACUCUGUGGUUCCAACCUAAAAAUCAACGUCAGAAAAGUUAACAGAUUUCGUUUUUGUUUAUAAUGUAGUUUUUACUUAUUUACUAUGGGAUAAAUAGUAUAUUCAGUAGUCAUGUGCUGAAUAGUUUGAUAAUGCUAUCCUGUCAGUUGCACCACGGACCCAAUAUGGCAAGAGCAGAUAAUCUGGGCAAUCAAGCCCUACUCGAAGCUGGGGAGAGGCCCCUCGAGCGCUCCUUGUCCGAGCCGGUUGACAUCAAGACCAGCUUUGUAACUAGAGAAGGCAGCUACAGACUGAUGACGCUUAGCGAGUAUUGCCGACCGAAUAGGGUGGCUUUUCAGCCUCAGGGGCAGACAUCCCCCCAAGUGAAUGUCUCCUUAGUCGGUCUGGGCGAUGAGGGAGAUCGAAUAUGCUUCAAUCACGGCAGAGAGAUUUACGUCUAUGAGUAUAAAGGCGUCAAGAAAGCUGCAGAUCUGACCAAACCACUGGAUAAGAAGUUUUAUAAGGGCACCAACCCUACAUGCCAUGAUUUCAAUGAAGCUUCAGUGGAGGGCGAGAGCGUUAACUUAAUAAUAGGUUUUACUACUGGGCAAAUUCAGUUAAUAGACCCUUUUAAAAAAGAGUUUAGUAAGCUGUUCAACGAGGAACGACUAAUAGAUAAAACGAAGGUAACUUGCCUGAAGUGGGUGCCGGGUAGUCGCUCACUGUUUCUGGCUGCACAUGCCUCAGGCCAAUUCUACGUCUACAAUGAGGAACUGCCUUGCGGCAGCACAGCUCCUAAUUACCAGCCAUUCAAAGCCGGUGAGAACUUCUCGGUCAACACUUGCAAGACGAAAUCGACGCGCAAUCCACUGUUUCGAUGGUAUCUGGGCAGUGGGGCCUCUAUCAACCACUUAGCAUUCAGUCCUAAUGGCUCCCAGCUGGCUGUAGUGACCCAAGAUGGCUUGUUGCGGGUGUUUCAGUACGACAGCAUGGAACUGUUGGGUACAGCACGCAGCUACUUUGGUGGACUGUUGUGUGUAGCCUGGUCAGGCGACGGACGCUUGAUUGCUGUAGGUGGAGAGGACGACCUGGUAACAGUCUAUUCCAAUGAACAAAAGCGCGUGAUAGCCAGAGGCCAGGGGCACAGAUCCUGGGUGGCCUCAGUUUCCUUUGAUUGCUACCUCGAGGGCGAAUCCCUCUAUAGGAUUGGAUCGGUUGGGCAUGACACUCAGUUAUGUCUUUGGGAAUUGCCCGAAGACAAUCUGGUCCCCCCUAGACCGAGGGCCAAGCGGCGCUCCGACCCUCUGCAGCUGGUGGGAACACCGGCUUGUCCCCGAUUGGAUGAGUGUCCGAUGCUGGAACCACUGGUUUGCAAGAAAAUUGCCCACGAACGACUAACAUCGCUGAUUUUUCGGCCUGACUGCUUUAUAGUAGCGUGCCAAGACGGCUUCGUCUACACUUGGGCUCGACCCUCCAAACCAAACACAUAACAUGAGCCUAUAGAUAAUGGUGCUCGCUAAACCCGCAGGGUUUCUAAAGGGGUUUCAUGUGACUUUUGACCGACUACAUUAUUUUCUUUGAAACUGGAUCUGGAACUCUUCAAACCUUCAUUGUUGACCCAGGUUCGACAAAUUGUUUCUGGAUGUGGAGAUCUACUUUUCUUAGCUCUUCUAGUUGAGAGUUUCAGAGUGUUUGUUAAAUAGCAUCACCUCCAGCAAGUGCGGUGCAAAAUCGGCUUUCUGAGCAUUCAGUAUAUUCAUAUAACACAGACGCAGGUUUGGUAAAUGUUGUACUCGUAGUAGAGUUAAUUAUCCAUAAACUAUACUUGAACUAACUACAGUUGGUGUUACAUUGUUACAUUCACGUGGCUGAUGCUUCUCUAAAUCCCAAGAUCAGGUUGCUAGUCGUUAGUCCUAUUCCGACUCAAAGUAUUUUUGUAUGCUUUUGUAAUAUACUUUUGUACAAUUCAUGAUGUAUAUAUCUAAGAGUAAAUUAUAAGUUAAACCUACAAAUGUUCAUACGUUUUCUUCGAUGAUCACUUUUGCGUAAUGUCUUGUACUAUGAUUGAAAUAUAUUUGUUUCUUAUU
This is a messenger RNA of Dendroctonus ponderosae (mountain pine beetle), 2108 nucleotides long. Its product is annotated as WD repeat-containing protein 20. The coding region runs from base 174 to 1511 and encodes 445 amino acids. The record is from RefSeq and is a predicted model, not a curated record. NCBI's taxonomy places the organism in Eukaryota, Metazoa, Arthropoda, Insecta, Coleoptera, Curculionidae. The transcript is spliced from 4 exons. Gene Ontology annotation, molecular function: protein binding.